AUGAAGUAACUCAUUGACUUGACUAUUGAUAAUUGUUAGUAUUAAGAUAAAAUAUUUAAAGUGUCUAAUUAAAUAACUAUCUAUCUAUCUAACUAACUAACUAAUUUAAUCAAAUUUAUAUUUAAAAAUUUCCAUUCUUUUUCUAUCUUAAUUAAUCUUUCAAAAUAAAUUGGCGAAAAGCAUUUAUUUAGCUAAAUUUAAUAACUAAAUUAGAUAUUUAAUAAUUUUUUAAGUAAAUAAAACUCAAAAACUUUUUAAAAAGUGAUAACAUUUGAAAAAAGAUUACAGCAUACACCUAGAGUAGUUCGCUUGACUAAUAUAUUAUUGUUAAUCUCAGAUUAUAUUUCUAGAAUUAACUUUAAAAUGUAAUUUAUGGCUUUCAAAAUUAAGAUAAAAUAUUUAAAUUAUCUUUAAAAAUAAAAAUUGACUUCAAGUAUGUAUGUAUGUAUGUAUGUAUGUAUGUAUGUAUGUAUGUAUGUAUGUAUGUAUGCAUUUAAGCUUAAUCUUAUUAUUAAAUUUGAUUAAAAAAUAUUUCUGAAUUAAUAAAUCAAAAACUUUUAAAAAAGCAACAAAUAUUCAUUAACAUAUGUUAAUAAAAAUUUAUUUUAAAACAAAAAUGCCUCAAAAAAUAGUUUGGUGCCAUGA
Molecule: messenger RNA, 645 nt
Organism: Tetrahymena thermophila SB210
Lineage: Eukaryota; Ciliophora; Oligohymenophorea; Hymenostomatida; Tetrahymenidae
Product: transmembrane protein, putative
Exons: 2
Source: RefSeq, a predicted model, not a curated record